AUGGCGGAAGGAGAGCCUUCCUACAUUGAUUAUGAGGCUUUCCUCGACCCCGACUUCUCGCCAGCCAGGUUCGCCAAUACACUCGUGCUAAGCACCAACAAUGCCACCGAUACUCCUCUGGACCUCUCGACACCACUAUCACGAGUACUCUUCGAUCUCCAAGAGAUUGACACCCAUAUUCACGCGCUGACAACAAAAUCGGCACUUCCGCUGCUUUCCCAUACACAGGGUCAAACGGCCGCGGCAGAACGUAUCUUGCAAGAGACGGGGACCCAGAUUGCCUCCGUGACCCAUGGAUAUGAGCGACUGGAAAAAGAAGUAAUUGAAAAAUGGAAAGCCGCUGAAGAGGCUCGAAUUGCCGCUGAAAAGUCAUUGGCUACAGUGCGAUUGGCACGAGCCGUUGCGCGCUGCUUGUCCCUAGGCCGACAGCUUGAAAGCCAAAUGGCAGGAAUUACGGGGCGGGGAAUGACAGGGCAGAAUGCGACAGCAGGAUCUGACGACAAUACGACAGCGACGGAAGGGUUCCGAGCACUGGAGCGCGCAGCCUACACAGUCUUAAGUUUGCGGCAGAUGUUUUCGGCCACAUCAGACGAGGAUGAAGGCUAUGGACUUGAUCGGGUAAAAGUCACCCGAACUUUGCGCAAUGAAUUUGUGCUUCCCGCCGAGAACACGAUCAAAUCUAGGGCGCAGCAGACCAUCAACCGAUUUUCAUUAUCCGGCCAGGCCAAUGGCCAAUCCGGGCCAUUGAGCUACAAACAAGCUCGUGACGCUCGAUCGCGACUGGCGUCCGCAGCAGCUACAUUAUAUCUUCUCUCGCCUAUCCCUCGUGGCGAAAUCACCGUGUCCGACUUCAAACCCGAGCUUCUUCUCUCUACACUGCAGGGCUACAUGCACACAGCCAUCAUGACCUCCGUCAACUCCCUUGCUCGCGCGCUUUCCCAGCUCCCGACCAUGGACCGCACACUUGCCGAUGUCUCUGCCCGAUGCCAGGAUAUUGUUGCUCUCGAGUCCAUCUUAAGAAACCUUCGCUCCCCAUCCCACCCUCUCUUGUCUGCGGGACAGCCUACCGAUUCUGAGACACCAAAUACAAUGAACCUCUUACAACCACUUCAACAAGCCCUGGACACGUCUUCGCUGCCGUCAUACUAUUGGCGCUCGAUCGCCUCUUCCCUCUCUCCACGUGUGCAGGAGAUCAUGAGCCGCGGGGGUGUGUCGGCGCGUACGCUCCGAUCCAAUCGCGAUAGACUCAAGGCUGAGAUCAAGGAAUGCGUGAUGCGUGCAUCCAAGGUUUCUACCAGCAGCUUACUCGCCGAGAAGGGACGCGGAGGGACCGACACAGUCAACGUGGGCAACUGGGAACGAGAAGCAGCAGUCAUGAUCAGCUCCAUUGUUGGGCCGCUGGGCCGGUGA
This is a messenger RNA of Penicillium maclennaniae, 1410 nucleotides long. RefSeq names its product putative Golgi transport complex component Cog5. The record is from RefSeq and is a predicted model, not a curated record. Lineage: Eukaryota; Fungi; Ascomycota; Eurotiomycetes; Eurotiales; Aspergillaceae. The transcript has a single exon. Gene Ontology annotation, cellular component: COG complex. Bases 1 to 1410 code for a protein of 469 amino acids. Gene Ontology annotation, biological process: intra-Golgi vesicle-mediated transport.